AUGAGUGCAAAACAGCAAGAUCAACAUUGUCGGAUUUCAUACUUGUAUCAAGCAGCACAUUAUUUGCUUCAGCAUACUGAAGAAGCAAAGUUUUCUAGACACUAUAUCUCCACAGCAAAACAGGUAUCCCAAAAAUCUGUUUUACGGUUACACCCAAAUAUAAAGAGAACGAUUUGCAAAAAAUGCAAUUCUCUUAUGGUUUUUGGUAAAACCUGUUCGGUGCGGACUGAAGAGCCAUCUAAAAGGAAACCUGAAAGCGAUCGUAGUUUGUGGGUAUGCAAUGAGUGUGGGUCAACAAAGCGCUUUCCUCUCUCAAACGGAAAAAGAAACAAACAAAAGAAGGAUGAUGAUAGAAAUGAAAAUGAAAUGAUGGAGCCAUAA
This is a messenger RNA of Schizosaccharomyces osmophilus, 381 nucleotides long. It is a transcript of the gene rpr2, whose product is annotated as RNase P subunit Rpr2. The transcript has a single exon. The record is from RefSeq and is a predicted model, not a curated record. The coding region runs from base 1 to 381 and encodes 126 amino acids. Gene Ontology annotation, cellular component: nucleolar ribonuclease P complex. NCBI's taxonomy places the organism in Eukaryota, Fungi, Ascomycota, Schizosaccharomycetes, Schizosaccharomycetales, Schizosaccharomycetaceae. Gene Ontology annotation, biological process: tRNA processing.